ACUGCUCACUGUUUGUCUGUAGCUGGAACCAGUGUCCAAAGCGCCAUCCAGAUUCUCUCUGCAGCGGGGACGAGCACGGAAAUCCAUUCAACAUGUGUGAUGACGAAGAGACUACCGCACUGGUGUGUGAUAACGGUUCCGGUCUGGUGAAGGCUGGGUUCGCCGGUGAUGACGCCCCCAGAGCUGUCUUCCCCUCCAUUGUCGGUCGCCCUCGCCAUCAGGGUGUCAUGGUCGGUAUGGGUCAGAAAGACUCCUACGUGGGAGAUGAGGCCCAGAGCAAGAGAGGUAUCCUGACCCUGAAAUACCCCAUCGAGCAUGGCAUCAUCACCAACUGGGAUGAUAUGGAGAAGAUCUGGCACCACACCUUCUACAACGAGCUGCGUGUGGCCCCUGAGGAGCACCCCACCCUUCUCACAGAGGCCCCCCUGAACCCCAAGGCCAACCGUGAAAAGAUGACCCAGAUCAUGUUUGAGACCUUCAACGUCCCCGCCAUGUACGUGGCCAUCCAGGCCGUGCUGUCCCUGUACGCCUCCGGCCGUACCACCGGUAUCGUGCUGGACUCUGGUGAUGGUGUGACACACAACGUGCCCAUCUAUGAGGGUUACGCUUUGCCCCACGCCAUCAUGCGUCUGGAUCUGGCCGGUCGUGAUCUCACCGACUACCUGAUGAAGAUCCUGACUGAGCGUGGCUACUCUUUCGUCACCACAGCUGAGCGUGAGAUCGUGCGCGACAUCAAGGAGAAGCUAUGCUACGUCGCCCUGGACUUUGAGAAUGAGAUGGCCACCGCUGCCUCCUCAUCCUCCCUCGAGAAGAGCUACGAGCUUCCCGACGGUCAGGUGAUCACCAUUGGCAAUGAACGUUUCCGCUGUCCAGAAACUCUCUUCCAGCCAUCCUUCAUUGGUAUGGAGUCCGCUGGCAUCCAUGAGACCGCCUAUAACAGCAUCAUGAAGUGCGACAUUGACAUCAGGAAGGACCUGUACGCCAACAACGUCCUGUCUGGUGGCACCACCAUGUACCCUGGUAUCGCUGACCGUAUGCAGAAGGAGAUCACCGCCCUGGCUCCCAGCACCAUGAAGAUCAAGAUCAUCGCUCCCCCUGAGCGUAAGUACUCCGUCUGGAUCGGUGGCUCCAUCCUGGCUUCCCUGUCCACCUUCCAGCAGAUGUGGAUCAGCAAGCAGGAGUACGAUGAGGCCGGUCCCAGCAUCGUCCACCGCAAGUGCUUCUAAGUUCUCAGCCUCUACUGGACCAAGCUUUCGCUCAGGAAUUCACCAUCGCCAGUUUCUGAGCUGUUAUUAUUUUAUAACAGCUGUUUCCUUCCUCCUAGUUUACAAACACACCAACGUCAGGGGGUUAAAAUCAAGGAAUCAUGCUGACUCUGUUGUGUGGAGAUGAUUUACCAAAGACUGUAAUGUUGAUUUUAUGUGAAAGAACCAGGUCACCGCAUUAUUGGCACCAACCAUCAGUGUCAGUAAGCUAUUAAAGCAGUGUGAAACUGACAUUUACGGGGUUGGAUGGGGCACAAUAAGGCCCGGGGGAACAAACUUGCCAUGCUUCAACAAUGCAAAGCUUCCUUUUAAAAUAGCUCUACUGUCCAUCUGAUUGCCUCAAGUCGUUUUUCUGUUUCUGUCCAUGUUUUUUUUUCUUUUCAGUCCAAUGAUCAAGAAAAUAAUGCAACAAAUAAGAACAAUAAAUUAUCUAUUUUUGAA
Messenger RNA from Clarias gariepinus (North African catfish), 1706 nucleotides. RefSeq names its product actin alpha 1, skeletal muscle a (gene acta1a). The record is from RefSeq and is a predicted model, not a curated record. The transcript has 7 exons. Bases 93 to 1226 code for a protein of 377 amino acids. NCBI's taxonomy places the organism in Eukaryota, Metazoa, Chordata, Actinopteri, Siluriformes, Clariidae.